AUGGCUCUUCGGGGGGCUGGGGAGGAGGGCAGCAGCAAAAGCCCAGCCAUGGAUGUCUGCUACGCAGCAGGUCCCACCGAUGACCGCGAGUACAGCGGCUGCUGCUGCUGCCACUGUUCGUGUUCCUGCUGCUGCAGCGGCCGCGGGGGCGGCUGCGGAAGAGCAGCGCGAGCAGUUUGUGCUGCAGAGCGCACCGGAAGCAGCAGCAGCAGCAGCAGCAGCAGCAGCAACCACUCGCGUUUCUGCAGCGAAGCUGCAACGGCUGCGAGUUCUGUGCACGGAGCCGCCGAUCUGCACAGAUCAGCUUCGAGGGAGCCGCCGCAGAGCCCGCAGCAGCAGGCGAAAGCGCUCGACGCCACGCAGUCCACAACAGCAGCAACGAGCUGCAGCCAAAACUCGCCUUCUCGCGAGUCCGAAGACGCAGCAGCAAACGAGGCUGCAGCUUCCCGCAGUUUCCGCGGAGGCUGCGGCGCUCCCAACUGCUUUCUGGCCAACUCCAUCCGGCCCAAACGCCUCUGCAUCUGCAUGGUUUCCGAUUUCUUCUUUCCUUCGCUCGGAGGCGUUGAAAUGCACAUUUACGAACUCUCCGUCCGCCUCGCCAGAAAAGGAUUCAAAGUCGUUGUAGUGACGCAUGCAAUAGACGGGCGCCACGGAAUUCGAUAUUUGACUGAGGGAAUAAAAGUGUAUUACCUGCCGAUCACUUGCUUUCAUGACAGGAGCACCUUGGUCACCUUCUUCACCACUCUUCCCCUGAUCAGGACAGUUUUAAUUCGUGAAAAAGUGGAUAUUGUUCACGGCCACCAAACCACGAGCACUCUAGCUCACGAGUCCAUGUUCCACGCCCGGCAUCUGGGGUAUCGCGUGGUUUACACGGACCACUCCAUGUUCAGUUUUGCAGAUGCUGCAUGCAUCCACAUGAACAAGAUUUUUAAGUUCUUUUUAACGCACUGCGACCACUGCAUUUGUGUGUCUCACACACACAAGGAAAACCUUGUGCUGAGAGGAGCUUUGAAUCCUCACCAGAUCGCCGUCAUCAACAACGCAGUGGACGUGCCAGCAUACGUGCCAGAUUUAUCUAAGCGCCCGCCUCCCCCGGCCAUAAACAUUCUUAUUCUUUCGCGUCUAAGCUACAGAAAGGGAAUAGACUUGCUGGUAGACAUAAUUCCAGCGGUGUGCGCCAAGUACCCCAAUGUAACGUUCAUCAUAGGAGGGGAUGGCCCUAAGCGGAUCAUCUUGGAGGAAAUGAGGGAAAAACACAGAAUUCAUGACCGCGUUGAAAUGCUGGGGGCCAUUCCGCACGGUCAAGCUUGCUCCUUUUUGCAACGCGGGCAGAUAUUCCUCAACGCGUCGCUUACUGAGUCAUUUUGCAUUGCAAUUGUUGAGGCUGCUGCUUGUGGACUAGUUGUCGUCUCAACAGACGUCGGUGGCAUUCCCGAGGUGCUGCCGCCUGACAUGGUGCGCCUCGCUUCGCCAAAUCCUGCAGCUCUGACGCUGCAACUGGAAGAGGCAAUCCGACAAGUGGAAAGAGGAGAUGUCGACCCGCAUGCUUUGCACCAAAGGGUGCUAGAAAUGUAUUCGUGGGAGGAUGUUGCUGAUCGCGUGGAACAGGUGUACUUCAGUGCUUUAUUUGACCUCCCAAUGUCUGCUCACUUGCGAAAAGGGAUUUCCUUGGCAAAUGUCCCAUUGCCUCCAAACCCUCCACCGCUCCCAACUUCCCAAGGCUCUGUCAAAGUGUUGAGGGCUCUCAACAGAUGCGGGCCUUUUUCUGGGAAGUUCUUUGCACUUGUUGCUGUAGUAGACUGGUGUUUGAUUCGCCUUGUUGAAUGGCUUUUCCCCCGGGAUUCAAUUGAGGAGGCUGCCUCUUUUCCAAGCGACGUUCUUUACUCCGUGAAGACAAAUUUGCCGUCGCCAACGUAG
Molecule: messenger RNA, 1917 nt
Organism: Eimeria necatrix
Lineage: Eukaryota; Apicomplexa; Conoidasida; Eucoccidiorida; Eimeriidae
Product: phosphatidylinositolglycan class A protein, putative
Exons: 12
Coding region: 1-1917 (638 amino acids)
Biological process (GO): GPI anchor biosynthetic process
Cellular component (GO): glycosylphosphatidylinositol-N-acetylglucosaminyltransferase (GPI-GnT) complex
Molecular function (GO): phosphatidylinositol N-acetylglucosaminyltransferase activity
Source: RefSeq, a predicted model, not a curated record